AUGUCGCUCGCAGGCAAGAUCGCCAUCGUCACGGGAGGAGCACGGGGUAUCGGCAGAGGCAUCGUCCUGGCCUUGGCCAAGCAAGGCGCAAAAGCAAGUGUCUCCUUCACCUACGUCUCCAACUCCUCCAAACAAGCCGCAGAAUCCCUGGUCCAAGAAGUCAAGCACCUAGGCUCCGACGCCUUCGCCAUACAAGUCGACAGCGCAUCCCUCUCAGCGCCCAAAGCGACCAUCUCAGCAACCCUCUCAGCCUUCGGCGUAUCCACGCUCGACAUUCUGGUCAACAAUGCCGGGCUGGGCGGAAACACGCCGCUCGAGGACAUCACGGCCGCAGAGUACGAGCGCCUCACGGCCGUCAACGUGCGCGCCGUCAUCUUCAUGACCCAAGCCUUCCUGCCCUACGCCAACCCCGGCGGCCGGAUCGUGAACCUCUCGUCCAUCUCCGCCCGGGGAGGCUACGCCACGCAGUCGGUGUAUGCCGCGUCCAAAGCCGCCGUCGAGGCUCUGACGCGCGUUUGGGCCACGGAGCUGGGCCACAGGUACAAGGUUACUGUCAAUGCCGUCAAUCCUGGCCCGGUGGACACGGACAUGUACCGUGCGGCGGGCGAGGUGCAUUUGACGCGGAUGGAGGAGCAGAACAGAAAAACGCCGGCGGCUCCGCGGGCGGGGACCGAGAACGAUGUCGCGGAGAUUGUCGCGUUCUUGUGUGAGGAGCGCUCGAGAUGGGUCACGGGAGAUAUGGUUUGUGCGAAUGGGGGCAUGCUGUAUACGUGA
Molecule: messenger RNA, 774 nt
Organism: Coniosporium apollinis CBS 100218
Lineage: Eukaryota; Fungi; Ascomycota; Dothideomycetes
Exons: 2
Coding region: 1-774 (257 amino acids)
Molecular function (GO): oxidoreductase activity, acting on the CH-OH group of donors, NAD or NADP as acceptor
Source: RefSeq, a predicted model, not a curated record